Messenger RNA from Cervus elaphus (red deer), 1108 nucleotides. RefSeq lists its product as uncharacterized. The transcript is spliced from 2 exons. Lineage: Eukaryota; Metazoa; Chordata; Mammalia; Artiodactyla; Cervidae. The coding region runs from base 38 to 607 and encodes 189 amino acids. The record is from RefSeq and is a predicted model, not a curated record.
AAGGUAAACAGGGGGCUCAUGAAGUCACUCAGGACCAAUGGGGAGCGCGGAGCGGGACCUGGGGCGGGGCUCGGCCCUGGCGGCGGGCGCCGAUUGGCGAGCUGCGAAUCUCCCCGCUGCCUUACAAGGCGGUGCGAGGCGAGCUAUUUUUAGAGGGCUAUAUAAGGGGGUUGAGGCGGCCGCACAGCGGCCCGGUAGCGUGAGCGCGAGGGACGGGGAGGGUCGCGGCGACACUCGCGCCGGCUCCCGGGACGCCGAGGCGGCUGGGUUCGGGCCGCACGCCGGCCUUCGACCUUCGCUUUGGUGCCAGAUGGAGCCCCGGGCGGCCGGAGCCGGCGCCCCUCAGAAGGGAGAGGGUCGCAUAUCGCCAUUCUGGCGUGGACGCGGCCGGUCAGGAGCUACCAGGGUGCAGAGAAGAAGCGCCGGAGGAGGAAGUGCCACACAAUGGAACAGAACAAAGGGGAGCGGCGCGCAGACAGCGGCCCGGGGCCCGCCCCGCGCCAGGCCCCGCCCCCAGCCCGCCGGCGCCCCGGCGCGCGCCGCCGCGCCCCCACCCCCUGCCCAGCCCCAACGCUGGGGACCCGGCGAGGGUCGGAGUCCCAGUUAGAGUUGAUUGGAAGGGGACAUAGUACAAGAAGUGUGUGUUAAAGACAAGAGAGGGAGUCCGGGUAGAUGUGAGGUGCUAGCAGGAGCAGGCAACUUGUUUGGGGUCUUAAACGUGAGGCCCCCCUUGUGACUUGGAGAGAAAGUGUCAGACAGCCAAGCUGCGGUGGUGAGAGGAGAACCCAGAUUGUGUUUUCGAUACAGCUAACAUAUAGAGAUGUAUAGACUCUUAGCUGAAAGCUCUACACUAUGCCAGUUGCUAGGGUUGACCAGUUGUUUGUUUGACCUUAAAUGGUUAGUGUGGUUGAAGCUUCCCCAAAAUGCACUGUGAGCUGAACUUCCACUUUUGGAAUGAUUGCAGAAUUUGGUACUUAGAAAUGAGAAGCUUAAUUCAACUCAUAAUGGAAGAAACAAAUCCGUCUUAAUCGCCCUUCUCAACUGUCUCCUUCUGACAAUGUGGAACUCCAUAUCACAAUAUUUGAAAGAUUCUACUUUAUAGGACGAA